CUAUUCUUCUUCAAAUUUGAAGAAUUGUCUUCUUCUUUGGGCUUCUCUCAUCCACAUUUGCCUCUUCUUCAUCAUGUGAAGCCCAGAUUCACUCCCAUUAAUCUGGGUUUUUCCCCUUUUAAGAUCCCCUUUCUUACCCACCUUCUUUUUGUGGCUCCAAUUUUUAACAUGAUUCAUUUUCUCUUCUUUACUUGCAGUUUCCCCUUCACCAUCCAUAACCCAUCAUCAAUCACCCUCUAACUUUUAGCAUUCACUUAUUCUGGGGAGGCCAACUUUUUACUUGCAUCAUUGAAUUCUAUUGAGUUUUGAUUUCUAUUUUCAAGUUUUGCAUCUGGGUGUUGCUGAAAUUUUGGUUGUGGUCUCCACACUUUUUACAUUGAAUUUGUACGAUGGGAGACGUGGCCAAGGACCUCACUGCCGGGACUGUCGGAGGAGCAGCACAGUUGAUAUGUGGACACCCGUUCGAUACUAUAAAGGUCAAGCUGCAAAGCCAGCCUGUUCCACUUCCCGGCCAGCUUCCUAAGUUCUCUGGUGCCAUGGAUGCUGUCAAGCAAACUCUAGCAGCUGAAGGCCCUCGUGGGCUGUACAAGGGUAUGGGAGCUCCACUCGCAACUGUUGCAGCCUUCAAUGCCGUUCUCUUUUCAGUAAGAGGACAAAUGGAAACAUUGUUAAGGUCUCAACCUGGUGUACCCCUAACUGUCAAUCAGCAGGUGAUUUGUGGAGCUGGGGCUGGACUUGCUGUGUCCUUUCUCGCUUGCCCUACUGAAUUAAUCAAGUGCAGAUUGCAAGCUCAAAGUGCAUUGGGACAAUCCGGUUCAGCUGGCUUAACAGUGAAGUAUGGAGGGCCAAUGGAUGUUGCCCGGCACGUUCUCAAAUCAGAAGGCGGUGCAAGGGGUCUCUUCAAGGGAUUGGCUCCUACUCUAGCCCGUGAAGUACCCGGAAAUGCUGCCAUGUUUGGUGUGUAUGAGUUGCUAAAGCAGAAGUUUGCAGGCGGGCCAGACACUUCAAACCUCGGAAGAGGCUCACUGAUCGUGGCUGGAGGAUUGGCUGGAGGUACCUUUUGGUUCUCCGUCUAUCCAACUGAUGUUGUCAAGAGUGUACUUCAAGUAGAUGAUUACAAAAACCCAAAGUACUCGGGUUCCAUGGAUGCCUUUAGAAAAAUCCUAGCGUCGGAAGGAGUUAAAGGACUAUACAAAGGUUUUGGUCCUGCCAUGGCCCGGAGUGUACCUGCAAAUGCUGCUUGUUUUCUGGCUUAUGAGAUCACCAGAUCAAGCUUGGGAUGAUUAUGAUUGAAUCCCUUCUUGAGUUAUAUCUUCCUUCCACUAUUUGAUUGAACAUUAACAUUCUUCAUUUUAUUUCCCUUCUCAAAGAAAGAAAAAGGAAACAAAAAAAAAGGAGAUCCAUUUAAAUUCAUAGAAGGCUUUGAUUAUUUCCUUUUCUAUGAUGGGAGAGAAAUCUCUCUUUCCUUAACACAUUGGUUCAUGGAUAAACUUCAUAACAUGAUUUUUUUUCUUUUU
Cucumis sativus (cucumber) is the source of this 1517-nucleotide messenger RNA. RefSeq names its product mitochondrial carnitine/acylcarnitine carrier-like protein. The record is from RefSeq and is a predicted model, not a curated record. Gene Ontology annotation, biological process: mitochondrial L-ornithine transmembrane transport. Gene Ontology annotation, molecular function: L-ornithine transmembrane transporter activity. The transcript has 4 exons. Bases 390 to 1283 code for a protein of 297 amino acids. NCBI's taxonomy places the organism in Eukaryota, Viridiplantae, Streptophyta, Magnoliopsida, Cucurbitales, Cucurbitaceae.